Messenger RNA from Lycium ferocissimum, 1134 nucleotides. RefSeq names its product myb family transcription factor PHL11-like. Lineage: Eukaryota; Viridiplantae; Streptophyta; Magnoliopsida; Solanales; Solanaceae. Bases 221 to 1015 code for a protein of 264 amino acids. The transcript has 6 exons. Gene Ontology annotation, molecular function: DNA binding; DNA-binding transcription factor activity. The record is from RefSeq and is a predicted model, not a curated record.
UCUCUUGUUCUCAUUAUUGAAUUUACAUCCUUCUGAUAAUCAUCAUAUCUUCCUUUCUACACUAAUUAAUACAAUUUCUGUCCUAUAGAGAAUUCUUGGAACUGUUCAUUGUAGUACUUGAUAAGCUUCUAGGCUACACUUUCUUUCAAUCUUUUUUCUUUCCCAUUGACUUUUUGAGCUAUUUUUGUGUGGGAAUAAAGGAGAAAGAAUAUACAAUAGUAUGUAUAAUGCAACUGGAGUGGGAAGAGAAGAAGUUUUUUAUGAAGGUGGGGGAGGGGUGGUGAUGACAAGAGAUCCAAAGCCAAGAUUGAGGUGGACUACUGAAUUACAUGAACAAUUUGUGGAUGCUGUCACUAAGCUUGGUGGUCCUGAUAAAGCAACUCCCAAAUCAGUACUGAGGUUAAUGGGCUUGAAGGGUUUGACACUAUACCAUUUGAAGAGUCAUUUGCAGAAGUAUAGACUUGGACAACUGUCCAAGAAACAAAAUGCCGCAGAGCAAAACAAAGAAAACAGUGGGGACUCCUCUGGACAAUUCAGUUUGCAUUCCUCAGGUCCCAGUACCUCUUCAUUAAGUAUGAACUUUAUGCAAGGAGAAGUUCCAAUCGCAGAGGCAGUAAUGUGUCAAAUUGAAGUUCAGAAAAGAUUACAGGAGCAGCUUGAGGUGCAACAAAAAUUGCAAAUGAGAAUAGAAACACAGGGUAAGUAUUUGCAAGCAAUAUUAGAUAAAGCUCAGAAGAAGCUCCCAGUCAACAUGAACUCUCCUAGUGCACUGGAAGCAACAAGAGCUCACACUUUUAAUUCACCUCUGUCAAAUUUAAUGGAUUACACACAUGGAGAAAACCGGGACAACAACAUUAGAACGCAUGGUAAUAGUAAUGAGGAGCUACCAAGGUUUCAUUACAUCAUGGAGGAAGAACGAAAGAACGAUCUCAAUCUUAAGCUUGAAGAAGCUUCCAUCAAUUUCGAUUUGAACUCUAGAAGUAGCUAUGACUUUAUCGGAAGAUUGGGAAUAUAGCGUUAAUGACACAUAGUCAAGCCUUUUUAGUUAAGGUUGUAUACGUCUAUAUGCAUCUCAACAAGUUGGAAUACUGCAGAAACAAUACAAGAUUAUCAUUGAUAGUUCUCUUUCACACA